Drosophila kikkawai is the source of this 1233-nucleotide messenger RNA. RefSeq names its product E3 ubiquitin-protein ligase MARCHF5. The record is from RefSeq and is a predicted model, not a curated record. Gene Ontology annotation, cellular component: mitochondrial outer membrane. NCBI's taxonomy places the organism in Eukaryota, Metazoa, Arthropoda, Insecta, Diptera, Drosophilidae. Gene Ontology annotation, biological process: regulation of mitochondrial fission; protein polyubiquitination. Gene Ontology annotation, molecular function: zinc ion binding; ubiquitin protein ligase activity.
CUUGAAAUUGAAGCAGGCCUGGGGGCAGUGGCAGUCACAAAUUCCUUUCCUUUCCCUUUUUUCACACCAACAAAUUUCUCAGGCCACAUGGACACUAGGUAGGUUUUUGUUUUUUUUGGGAACUCAAACCAAAGUUCCAGUUGCCCAUUCCAAAUCGAAUGGGAGAACACACGAUGAUGCUCCGCCGGCGGCAGUUCAGAACCCAUUCGAUGGCUAAGCGGCGCUGGCGACUCUUCGGCGGUGUCGAACCACUUGGGGAGGAGGAGCGAAUGUGCUGGAUCUGCCUGAUGACCGACGAGGAGCAGCCGCGUCGUGACUGGCUGCAUCCGUGCCGCUGCCGGGGCAGCAAUAAGUGGGUGCACGAGGCCUGCCUUGGCCGAUGGAUCAAUGAGAAGGAGCAGCAGGCACCGGAUGUGCCCGUGACAUGCACCCAGUGCCGCACCGAGUACAUUGUCGUAAUGCCGCCGCUGUGCCGCUUCGAUGCUUUUCUAAAUCGCCUGGACAAGGAGUACGAGCGCUUGUGUCCCAGCGUCCUUAUGGGCAUCAUGUCGGGCACCGUUUACUUCUCUGGCGUAUCCUACGGAGCACUCACCCUGCUCGAGCUCUCCAGCAAUGAGAUUGUCCUGCAGCUGCUGCAGCAAGAUCCCAUCUUGAUGAUGAUCCUUCUGCCGUCCGUUCCAAUGCUGCUGCUCAUGACUCGCCGCAUACGCUGGGACGAUGUUGUGGUGCACUGGUUGCGACGUCGCCGGCGGAGGAGUGUGCCACCGGAGCAGUUGAACGCGAUGGGAGAGCCGCUGCCGGGCGCCCCCUUGGACGAUGACUACUUUGAGGAGCUGGAGCAGCAUCAGGACGAAGUUGAGGCCACGGAGCACUUGGGCGGAAUUACGCCCGGCUUUUGUGCCGCUCUCAGCCUGCCCAGCAUUGCCGGUCUCCUCGGCCAGACGCUCUUCGGCGGCAUCUACGAGACCAAGAAGCUGCUGGCCAUCGUGCUGGGUGGUCUGACCUUCGUGGUCGUCAAGGGCCUGGCCAGCGUCUAUUUGCGCCAGGCACAGUACCAGCACAGGCGUCAGCGAUGUGUCCUGAACUAUAACCAUUCCCAAUCGGUCACAGCCCCAGCUUCGUCCCGAAGGAAUUAGAUUAGGGAAUCUCUCUAAGCCUUUGAAUUACAAUCCAAAAUUAAAUGUGUCUGGGGAAAGACCACAGAAUCUUAUAUUUAUAUAAUAAAAGAGGUUU